Aureobasidium pullulans EXF-150 is the source of this 1899-nucleotide messenger RNA. RefSeq lists its product as uncharacterized. NCBI's taxonomy places the organism in Eukaryota, Fungi, Ascomycota, Dothideomycetes, Dothideales, Saccotheciaceae. Bases 1 to 1899 code for a protein of 632 amino acids. The record is from RefSeq and is a predicted model, not a curated record. The transcript has 3 exons.
AUGCUUGCAUCGAUUCUUACUGUAGCCUGUUUGGCGGUUACGACCAUUGCCUCGUGGGAUGGCAACAUCAACUUCAACAGCCCUUCGCUACAGCACCGAGAUUUGGGUCUUGAUGUGGCCAAGAUUCAGAAGCGUACUGGUCUUGUCGCGAGACAGACGACCAACUUUACGGACAGCCAACUCAACUUCACUCACGGCGUAGCUUCUGGCGACCCAUAUCCAAAUUCGGUGAUUCUUUGGACAAGACUUGCUCCCAGCCUCGCGAGUGACCGGUCCAAUGUCACUGUGUCUGGUACUGCUGCGUUCUACAACCAUGAGACUGAGGAGUACAUCAGAGCCUCGAAACACAAGGUUUGCACCCAGUGGCGCAUUACCAGCGACGCGAAUCUCACUCGAGUGGUCGACCAUGGAACGGCUUACACCACAUCCGAUAUUGACUUCACCAUCAAAGUUGAGGCGAAGAAGCUGCGGCCGUUUACCACCUACUACUAUCAAUUCACCCAAUGCGGUACAACAAAUCGCUCCCCUGUCGGUCGCACCAAGACAUCUCCCUCCGCAGACCAGAAGAUCGACAAGAUCGGACUUGCCGUCUACUCGUGCUCAAACUACCCGAACGGAUACUUCAAUGCUUAUGGCAAUGCCGCCCGUAAAGAUCGUGUCGAUUAUGUCAUUCACUUGGGAGACUACAUCUACGAGUCCAGCGUCGGUGUGCAAGGCCGCGAUGCCCGUGCGACCAACCCAAGCCGCGCUCUCCUCACACUGUACGACUACAGGACUAGAAUCGCCCAGUACAGAACCGACGCCGACUUGCAGCUCUCACACCAGAAGUUUGCUUGGAUUGCGACAUGGGAUGACCACGAAGUUGCUAACAAUGGUUAUCGCGAUGGCUUCAGCGCGAUGAACAACACUGAAGACUCAUUCCUUCGCUUUGGUGGUGUCAGUGUCGAUCAGCGUAAGAUGAAUGCCGUUCGUGCCUAUUUCGAGUGGAUGCCCAUCCGUCAGGUCAACAUGGACGACAACCUUCGAAUUUGGCGAAACUUCCAGAUGGGUACUCUUCUUGAUCUGACUAUGCUCGACACACGCAAUUAUGAUCGCUCCAUCACUGAUCUUAAUUACAAUACCGACUACAUCUACAAGAUCCACGAUGACGCAGGACGCUCCCUGAUGGGCUCCCAGCAAGAGAACUGGUUCUACAAGACUCUCAUCUCCAGCAAGAAACGUGGUGCGGCCUGGCGCAUCAUCGGCAACCAAAUCGUUUUUAGCCGAAUCAAUAUCACAUCCUGGUUUGGCACCUUUGAGAACCCCUACAACGAGGAUCAGUGGGAUGGCUAUGCUAAAAACAGAGCAAGAACCUUCCAAACACUAUACGAUCACGACAUCGGAAACAAUAUCAUGCUUGCCGGAGACUCUCACGCAAAUUGGGUUUCUGAUCUGGUCUGGUUGGAAGAGCACCCGUACGACUCUGCCACUGGCGAAGGUGCAGUGGGCGUGGAGUUUGCUGGUACCGCAGUAACAUCUUCUGGAUUCGGCGGCACCAUCCAAUCCGCCAACAACCAAUCUUCCUCCCUCGUCCGCGACAAUAGCGAGUUACAGUGGAAUGAGGGUUACUACAGAGGCUACUAUGAGCUCCAGAUUGGCUACGAUGCUGUCCACGCUUCAUACUAUGGUAUGCCGACGGUAGCUACCCGGAACCCUUUGGAGAUCAGCUUGGCCAAUUUCACUGUUGUCAAUGGCGGCAACAAGCUUCAACGUCCUGUUGCUGGGGGAAAGGUGGAGAGUGGAUUCAUCAAGACUGGGCAGGUGCAGAUGACCAACCUGACCUACAAUACGCAGAACCAGUCGUGGGCUGUCAGGAAUGACUUCAACCAGAUGUUCAUCUCGUACCCCCGCACAACGUAG